Molecule: messenger RNA, 1295 nt
Organism: Marchantia polymorpha subsp. ruderalis
Lineage: Eukaryota; Viridiplantae; Streptophyta; Marchantiopsida; Marchantiales; Marchantiaceae
Source: the annotation of a GenBank genome assembly
UUACUGUAACCACAGUAGCAGUAGGCCCGGCGGGCUUUCUUUCUUUCUCCCUACGCGGAUAUGGUAGAGGAGCGAACUCAACCCGGUCCCAUUGGACCGAGCAUGCGAGCGAGGAGGGGAGAUUCAGAGGAAUCUCCUCGCUAGAGACAAACGCGAGAAUGUGUGCGGAGGUUCGAGAGGGCGCCAUCCAGGGGGACCUAAGACCGCACCGUGGAUGUGUCCAUAGGCGGAGUACCUGAGUGCUCCUUUGGACUUUGGAGGGGUCGGAAAGCUCGGAGAGCUCGGAGGCAUGGGCACUCGAGUCGCCCUGCGGGUGGAUCCGCCCUGGCCAAGCCGACGUCAUGCGCUCCAUGGCCUGAGAUGCGGGAAGCAAGAUCGACUGCAAUGCAGUCCGUGGGCAGAAGAGGCGCCACUCGAAUCUCUCACGCCUUUCCUGGCUCUACAAUCUCCGCUCGCUCUUGCCCCGAUGCUCCCCCUCAUCCUUCGUCCAAACAUGCGAUCUUCCCCCUCCUUUUCCUCGUCUGAAUUGUUUUGUCCCGGUCUUCGGAAGACUUCUUUCAGAUGAUGGUGGGUCUUUGUCUGGCUUCUGUGAACUUCUCGAAUAAGAACGUGAUGAAUGGCAUAUGAAGGCUCUCCAGAUUAUUUGCAGUAAGUAGUUGGUAGUUGGUAUGGGGAGGAAAGGCGAGGCUGACAACAAGCUAUCAAAAGGUGUAGGCUUUACUUCUUAUGAUGAAGACGGAUGAGGGAGUGAUGCGAAACUGAGCGUUUACGUGAGCGCAUGCGCCACAUUCAUCUGUUUCGUACCAUCCUGCAGGAUUUCGACACAAAGUUUACAAAUUCUCUUUGAGAAAAAUUGCAAUUAACUGACCCCGAUGAAAAAGGACAAAUAGAAGACCUUGUUUCGAAUCUCAAAGAGAGGACUACAGUAUGGGGUGAAUGUCAUGACCGCUCAACGCACCUCGAAUCAACUGCACUGUCGGAUCUCAGGAUUUAUACCUCACGGCUACUUGUUGCAUAAAGUACUACAGUGUCUCUAAUUCUUCAUGGAACAUAUAGUUGAACGGUUUACUUUCCAAGGCUACAACUAUUCAUGCAAGAAAGGUCACUCACAUCCUUAGCACAUGCAGAUUCCAGUGUAGACUCAAGACUUGUGGCCUAAACUUCUCGUAAUACGUCAGUUCCCUUGACUCGAAACAAUUUCUCGGUGCCUAACUUCUUCCCAUUUGCUCUACUCUUACUAUUUAGUUUUUUGUUGAUAUUUAUCCAACUAAAAGUGAAAUCAAACAUGUUUAGCC